This is a messenger RNA of Atta colombica, 699 nucleotides long. RefSeq lists its product as uncharacterized. The transcript has 3 exons. NCBI's taxonomy places the organism in Eukaryota, Metazoa, Arthropoda, Insecta, Hymenoptera, Formicidae. Bases 1 to 699 code for a protein of 232 amino acids. The record is from RefSeq and is a predicted model, not a curated record.
AUGACUGCGAUGUUGAAACCAAGUGUGGAUAUAUUGCCCUACAUUCAUGUGUGUGGUCGCAACAAUUCCAACUACAAUCAGUGCAUCAUGGAUAACGUUAAUAAUGUAAGAGAUGAAAUUUGCAAAAGAUCUCCGGAAUUUAAAUUUCCACAACUUGAGCCAUUCAUUAUUGACAAAAUAGUUAUUUUCGACGAACCUAAUAUCAAAUUGUAUCUUGAAAACGUAAAAUGUUAUACAUUUUGCGAUUUUGUUAUAAACUCCGUUCACACAGAUCUCGACAAGCUUCAGUUCAAUUUUGAUAUUGUAUAUAACAUGAAUUCGACUUCGUCGUAUGUUUUGGAAGUACAUCUGCUAGUACCAAUCGUUCACAAAGGGAAAUGUCAAAUUCUAACGAAUAAUAUAAAACUCCAAGAAAGUUUGGACUUGAAUGUGAUAACUAAAAAUAGCAAGAAACAUAUAUACGCAUUAAAAGCAAAUACGAAUAUUGACUUUAAAGAUUUUGAUUAUAAAUUCGAUGAAAACGAAAUAAAAUUAGUUCAAUUACAUGAAAUUAUUAAUAAUAUCGUAAACAAUAAUAAACAAAUAAUUAUUGAUAAGAUUAUACCCGUAUUUGAAAAGAAAUUUUCCGAAAUAUUCAUUCAAUUAUUUAAUGAUAUAACUCAAUCUAAUUAUAAGGAGUUCUUUCCCGAAGAAAUAUGA